CGAAAAAAAAUGUUUUCUUACGUUUGUUUGGAAUGAACUUUCGAGUGGCGUCCCCUUUCCUCAGUGCCCUUCAAGGGCGCAAAACUGCCGUUUGGAGAACGCCCAAUGAAUUCCCGCACACGUAAAGGUGCUGCGAGCGAUGUUUUGGAAUACCCAAAAGUAUGUCAUAAAAUGUACAUACUUUUUUGAUAGAUUUCAUUGAAAUAUGUGUCUUGAAAUAUCUCGAAUCAUGUCUUUAACAGCUUUGUAAACAGUCAGAGAGGGGGCGGGCCGCGCUUUAUAGCUAAUCAGAAAUGCUCUCUGCCUGUCAAUCAUUUUGAGUAUACAGGUUUGCUGGCAUCGGGUUGGCUGACGUGUCUUAAGGGGGCGGGGUUUUUAGAGAGUGCGGUUCAAGUUAAAAGGCUGAAAUCGCAUGCAUUUUAAUUUUCUGUUUAAUUUUGAUGCAUACACUUAAAUAAUAAUAAUAACGUUGACUAUACUAAAAUAAAAUAAAAAACACACGCAGAUCUAACUUUUGCUAGGGGACUUUUGUAAUGUGUAGUCACGUGGCCUGAGCGCGCAUGCGCAGAGCGCACCAUUAACGUCGUGAACUAGUUGGAAACAUCAGAGGGGAAGAAAGGUGGACUGUCGAGAGAUAAAGAAGAUAGGCAUGUUUACGAUGCGUCAUUAUCUCGAUAAAUCAUUAGGCGAGUACAGAACAUGUCAUGGAGCUUAAAUACUAGUGUUGUUGAUGUCGUUUUCUUUUAUACGGGACUUGUGACAUCGGUAUAAAGUUCUUUGAUGGUGCUCUGGCUAGGCUUAAAGUUAGCUCGUGGGAUAAAGCCAGAAAUAACUCCGCGCAAGUCUCGUGCCAGAGAACUGAUCGAUCAUCGCGAGCUCUGCGCGCGACCCUCAGUUGUGAUAUUUGUUUUGUUUUGUAUUUUUUCGGUUGCAGGUAGUUAAGACUCGCUAGUCAGAUUGUUCUAUGGAUGUGUAAUCUAUAAUGGUUUAGUAAAUUUGAGCUGUUUAUAGUUUUUCGUGCGGCACAAUAGUUUUUCGUGAUAAUACAGUACAAGUGUAUACAACCUGUGCUGGAAACAUUACAAGCAGUCUGGAAAGAGCGAACCUGUAACCCGCCCUGAUGCCAUCUCAAGAGAGACAUUUUUAUCAGCUGUCUUGAGAUGUGGCCUGUGUUUGAUUGACAAUCAUGGGAGGAUGUGUGGGGAGAGAGCGCGCGGAGUCACGCGGACUCGGCGCGAGGACGCAGAGGAAACGUGGAGGUCGUAACGAGCCCCUGAAGAAAGACAAGCCAAAAUGGAAGAGCGACUACCCCAUGACGGAGGGACAGCUCCGCAGUAAGAGAGAUGAAUUCUGGGACACCGCUCCAGCAUUUGAGGGACGGAAGGAGAUCUGGGAUGCCCUGAAAGCUGCCUCUGUGGCUUUGGAGUGUAAUGAUCAGGAGCUGGCACAGGCUAUAGUGGAUGGAGCCAGUAUCACAUUACCACAUGGCUCCCUGACUGAGUGCUAUGAUGAACUCGGCAACCGUUACCAGCUACCGGUAUAUUGCCUGGCCCCACCUGUCAAUCUGAUUACAGAGAGAAGCGAGGAAGACCUGUCGGACAACCCUGAGCCCCAGACAGCACAGAAGAAAGAGUUCCAGUUAAAGGUUCGGCUCUCCACCGGCAAAGACCUGCGCCUGAACGCCAGCAUGACCGACACCAUUGGCCUGCUGAAAAAGCAACUGCUGGCUCACGAGGACAUUGAUGUGGCUCACCAGCGCUGGUUCUUCUCUGGGAAGCUUCUCACAGACAAAACCCGCCUACAGGACACUAAGAUCCAAAAAGACUUUGUUAUCCAGGUCAUCGUGAACCAACCAUCAACAGCAAACCACUAAAGCAGAGAUGUCAAAUUACGAAGAGAUAAAGGACCAAACUAUAGCAGUUACAGUAAAAGAAAAGACUUAUUAAACGCAUAAAGCUUUUUGCACAGACUCAAUUCGCUGCUUCUCAGUGUCUUUGUCUACCAUGAAAGAGUGAAAUUAGAUUAUUAAACGUUGAUCCUGCUCUUCCUGAGUCGAGUUCCUGGUGGAGUUUCAUAGGGAUAAGUUCAUGUUUCACAGCGAGACACUAAGUACAUCAAGUCCCCUACAAAUCAAACAUCUAGAAGACAAAUAAACCGACCGAACAGAUUGCAUCUUUGCUAACUUGAGCAAAAGUGCCAACGUGAAUAGCUGGAACAUCAAUCCUGGUAGAAAAGUACACUGAUUUCAGUCCCUUCACUAUGCAUAUCCUGCAAAGCCUAAUUUUCGUCAAAUCUCAACAUGGUAGUCUGAAAGUGAUCUCAACUUUUUGUUCUGUUAUUUUUAUUUAGUUCUUAAUAGUAAGAUAAUCUAACCUGAGCUUCAUUUUGCACACUUCAAAAAGUAUCUUUGUAUAGUAGUGCCUUGAAAGAGUAAAAGUAGGUUUUUAUUUUGCUUUGAAUGCAUAUUCAGCCUGGAGAUGGUUUUUAACGAACAUUUAUUUAAAACACUCUGUGUUUUAUAACUGAUGAGCACAACCCCGCACUUGCUAUGCAAUCUUAUAACAGUUAGGGGAAAAAAGAACAGAUAUAAGUAGUCAAUCUACACUUUCUGGCAUGGUUAAUACAAAGACACGUUUAAUUGAGCAUAAUGCUAUAUAUCUUGGAAUUCAAGAGCAUCUCUAUCUCUUGGAACAACUGAGUCUCAGUGCUCAGCCCUGUAGAUUACUGAUCAUUAGAUGAAACCGUAUUGCUGCCUCUUAAAGAAUGAUCAGUUUAAUCGGCUUAAUGGCUGUCUGACUUCCUCUAUGUUAAGUGUCUGUUCCUCUUUUAUAGUUGUGUUUUGCUGUAAGUGCUCAGGCUGCAAUCAAAACAUCACAUACAUAUUGUAAAUAUAUUUUCUGUAUUGUUUUAGAUUCUGAACAACCUUUAUUCUGAUUAUUUUCAGUAACCUAAAAUAACACUUUUUACUGAUAUGUUUUCUUAAACCUUCAUCAGUGGCAUUUCAAGCUGCAAAAAGGCUGUUUUGUUUAUAAUUGAUCAAUUUAAGUAUGCGUUCAUAACAUUUCAUAAGAAUCUGUUUAAAGAAGGAAGCCCUGAAAUGUCUCCGCAACAUGUUCACACACUUCCAAACACUGAAUCCUUAAAGUAAUAUUACAGGUUCAGUACAAGUUAAGCUCAAUCAACAGCAUUUAUGGCAUAAUAUUGAUUACCACAAAAAUACAUUUUGACUUACCCCUCCUUUUCUUAAAAAUCUGGGUUCCAGUGAGGCACUUACAAUGUAAGUCAAUGGGGCCAAUUUGUAAACGUUAAAAUACACACUGUUUCAAAAGUAUAGUCACGAGACAUAAACAAUAUGCUUGUUAACGUGAUUUUAGUGUGAUAAAAUCGCUAGCUAACAUUUUCUAUGUAAAGUUAUAGCCAAUUUUACAACUUCACUGCUAUGAUAUAAUGUCAACAAAACCUAAAACAAUGGAAGAAAAGACGAUUUAAACAACUUUACAGCUCAUUAUACAUGAAUUUUAACAGAAGAAUUAAUGCAAGUGCUUUUGUAAAAUUAUAGACAUCACAUUUCUGCCUUUAAACCCUCCAAAAUCUUAACUUGUAUUGAACCCGGAAUAUUCCUUUAAUGUCCAUUCAUGUUAAUGUAAAGGAAAACAUGUCUUAUCCUUAACUAAGUUGUGCAGGUUUUCUGUUUCUGAUUAGAUUGCUGUGUCAUUCUCAGCACACCCCACACCAGUUAGAAACCGCUCAUUACCUCAAAAGCAACUGUUCCUCAUUAGUCAGAGAGUGCCAAUGUGUUCAUUGUACGAACUCUCUUUUUCUCUUGUCUACUUUCUGCAUCACGCCAUUCCUUCUCUGUUGGGUUUCUCUUUCAUCUGUUUUUGAUCAUUGAUCAUCAAACUUGUUGGUUUAAAAUGGGUUAAAAAUGGCUAGGCGCUAUCAUCAGCAGCUUCGUCGUCCUGUCAGUUACCUCAGAAAAUCAUUUUGACUCGUGUGUUUAUGCAGAUUUCCAUUGAAAGUGUACGUUGUUUUUUUUGUUUUUUUUUUUUACAAACAGAAGUCCAAAUAAAAUUAUUUUCUGUUGUAAUCGACAGUAUGCCGCAGAUUUAUUUGUGGCAUAAUGUUGAUUACCACAAAAAAUAUUUCGACUUGUCCAUCCUUUAUUUGAAAAACAAAUUGCCAAAUAAUGCAGUUACAGUAAGACCUUUAGAACGGAAGUGAAUGGGGCCAGACCAUAAAUGUCAAAACACACAUUGUUUCAAAAGUAUAGCCACAAGAUGGAAACAUUAAGUGUAUGUGUGCAAGAUGAUUUUAGUUUGGAAAAAAAAAAAAAAAAAUCAGGGGUUCACCAUAUUACAGGGUUUAUACCAUUACAAAGUUAUAUCUAAUAUUGAAGUUGUAAUAUUGGAUAUAACUUUACACAAAUAAGGUUACCAAGUGAUUUUAUCACACUGAAAUCAUGUUAACACGGAUAAUGUUCAUGUCUUGUGGCUUUACUCUUGUGUAUUUAAAUGUUUAUGAACUGGUCCCAUUCACUUCUAUUGUAAGUGCCUCACUGUAACUGGAAUUUUUGCUUUUUUUUUUAAAUAAACGAGGAAUGAGUUGAAAUGAUAUUUUGUGGUAAUCAAAAUUAUGCCACAAAUGCUGUUGUUUCAGCUCAACUUGUAUUGAACCUGGAAUAUUCCCAUGUAAAGUCCCAUGCAAUGUAAAGCACAUAUCCUGUGAAAACAUCACAACAUCAAGUGUGGUCAAGAACCACCAAUCAUCUUUCAAGAAAAAGGGUAAUAAUUUAUGUGUCAUGAUUUAUAUGCUCUGAUAAGAAAGGAACAGCUCACAGUAAUGUGUACUCCUCACCUUUUUGGAAGGAAACGGAGAGGGAGCUGUGUCAGCCAUCUGACCUCCGGCUGUCUUGAUAAACCUGUCUGAAGGACUCAAACUUUGAAACCCUUAUGCCACCAGAGUACAAAUAAACGUGCUGUAACUGCUUCUCACAGCUCUGUGCUGCUGAGUCGGCAAAUGUAACAGUUUGUAAUUCUCUCAUUGUCAUCCACUUCGUCUUUUGUGCAACAAGCCCAGUAUCACAGAAAACAGAUUACUGUCUUAGCUGUAUGUUGUUUAUACAGUUCAAAAUUUGAAAGACAUAUAGACUAUUCAGCCUAGUUGGAACAUAAGUAAAAGGGUUCAAGUGACAUGUAGUAGAGGUACAUGUUAUGACAGGUACCCCUGUUUUGUUUUAGUUUUAUUAGAUGAAUUGCCCACGUUUUACAUAUGUGUUCAGAACACAUUCAUGAAGGCGUUAAAUUUAAAGUACACAGUGAAGAGGGACAUCAGUGCUGUUGUUUUUGCAAUCUUUAUUUUCCUGUAUUUAAAUGGAUAUCGAUGGGUCAAAAUCACAAUUCUGCAUUCAAAUAAUCCAUGUUUAAACAUAAGUGUUGGUAAAACAUUGCAAUAAGGAUCUAUGUGAACAUUUACUAAGAUUAAUAAAUGCUGUAAAAAUAAUCAUUGAUUGUCUUAACUAAUAACGUAUACAACCUUAUUGUGAAGUGUUACAGAUGUUUUCUUGUUUUUGUUAUGUGUUGUAUUUUAUCUUUGUAUGAAUGUAAGUCACGUAUGACUGAUGUAAUUUGGUUUUGGGUCUUUGUAUCUUGCUUUUCUUUCUGAGUCUUGCUGUGUCUGAUGACAUGAAGUUUCGGAUAUGUAAACUGAAAAACUGAGGAAGCUGCUAGCAAGCCAUAGUUGUGGAUCAUUUUCGACCGACUAGCGUGGGACAGUUUCAGAAGACUUAUUUUGGACAUUUUUCUUUUAGAUCCCAGAUUGUAAAAAAAAAAAAAAAAAGCCAUUACACUUUACUCAAGCCUGCUUUGGGCAUUUAUGUGUCCUACUUAGAGGCUUUAAGCAAAAUACAUGAACUUUCAUAAACUGUUUUAAAAAAGGAAUUUGUAUGAAUUCCUUCAUGGAUAAGUAUCUGUAUAUUAAGAGAUUUUGAAACUGUUUUGAAUUAUUAUACUUAAAUGUGCUUACAGCCUAUUUUACAAAAGUUAUGUACAUUUAUAAGGUGAUUUGUAUUUCAGAUGUAUUAAUUGUCAAUUAAAAGUAACAACUGGGAAAGUAAA
Messenger RNA from Myxocyprinus asiaticus (Chinese sucker), 6113 nucleotides. It is a transcript of the gene ubtd1b, whose product is annotated as ubiquitin domain containing 1b. Lineage: Eukaryota; Metazoa; Chordata; Actinopteri; Cypriniformes; Catostomidae. Bases 1187 to 1873 code for a protein of 228 amino acids. The transcript has 4 exons. The record is from RefSeq and is a predicted model, not a curated record. Gene Ontology annotation, molecular function: protein binding.